Molecule: messenger RNA, 6017 nt
Organism: Diatraea saccharalis (sugarcane borer)
Lineage: Eukaryota; Metazoa; Arthropoda; Insecta; Lepidoptera; Crambidae
Source: the annotation of a GenBank genome assembly
AGUCAGCCGCGCGCCACCGAUACGAGUGCUUCCCCGCGCGAGUGACGACACCCGGCACACCGCCUCGCUCAGCGGACUAUGCUACAGCAGAUGUUCUCACCGAACUACAGCGUCGGUGAGGUCGUGUCUCUCGUGCGCCCCUUCGAAGGACGAUUGUGUGGUGAUACUUCAUCGGAGGCUUCCUCGGAUGCUGCGGAGGAGUGCGGAGACUUACCACAGUGCAAGAUAAGGCGGAAUUAUAACUGUGUCAAGUGCAAGUUUUUCACGCAGAACCCGCGCGUUUAUUUAGUGCACAUACGUGACGUUCAUUUCGAAAAGUUUAAAAUAUAUGACUGUCCACAUUGUGUUUAUGCCUCGAGGCAUCACCAGAAACUUACAAGACAUAUAAAAAUGGUUCACGCCACGUCAACUUCUGCGAUGUCCACCAAAAUGGAUACGGAACUACCCGCAACCGUUCCUAACACUUUAGAACCGUUAGAGCGAAUCGAAGAUUUGCUCGAGGAAGUCGAAGAAUGUGAUGACAUUGAAAUAGAUGUAGAUGACUGCAACGAAGAGUCAUACGAGCGUUCCGCUGAAGCGAACAUUGAUAGCGAUAAGAUCAGUGACGCCGUUCUAGAAGCAGCGCUAAAGAAUAAGGGCAAAUAUUUUUCAUGUAACAAAUGCAACUACGUGACCCAUAUAAAGGCCAGAUUUACGAAACAUGUGAAAUAUCACUCAAUGCCGAUGAUUAAAUGCACUAUAUGUGAUUUUCGCUCGCCGUAUAAGUGGAAUCUAGAUCGCCACAUGAAGAACCACGGCGGCAAUGGAAACUUCAAGUGCUUCAUGUGCAACUUCACCGCGGAUAUCAAGCAGAGUCUGACGUUGCAUGAGUUGAAUCAUCACACGCCGCCCGUGGGCCAAUCGGCGGCGAGUCGCCGUCGCAAUCGGGUGGGUGCCAGUGACAUGGCGGACGCUGUCAUCCUGAAGGAGGAAGGGAGCGGCGAUUCGCGAUCCUCUUUCUCGGCUUCGGAUAUGCAAAAUGCCGAAAAAGAUAUUGUCAGCUGCCACAGCGAUUCCAACGACGCCGAUGCCGCAUCGGACAAGGCUGCCAGAAGAGAUACAAUUCAAGAGGAGCUGGUACAAGACGUACAGAAUCAGCUGUCUCCCAACACUACUGCAGAUGACGCCAAAUCUCAAAAACAAAACCGAAAAACUCCCAGACCACCACCACCACUCAUACCGUUGCAUGCAUCAACGCCUCAAAACAAAAUGCCUAAUGGUGAACCACCAGCGAAGAAAUUUAAAGAAACUCCCACUACAGAAUCGACAGACUUUAACAAAGGUAGUAAAUUCGAGAACUUACCAGUCGAUAUUAGCCUUAUACCCGUAAAUAACAUUCCCGCGAGCAAUAAAGAAGCGCCUGGUCGUAAGAAAAACAAUUCAUUUUUCGAUAAACUCAAAGAGAGAUUGUUAACAGAGACAGGAGAAGAUGGAUCUCUGAUCUGUAAAAAUUGUGGUUUUGAAAGUAAAUGUCUAUCAGAACAUUCCGUACACGAGAAAAACUGUACUGCUCAAUUAAACCGAACAUCUACUAACACAUUGCUUCCGAGUCUGAGUUCGACUCGUUGUCAAAAUUGCAGACACAGAUGCAAAUCCAGUGCAGACUUAUAUAUUCACAUGCAAACCUGCAGGAAGAGCGAGAAAAAUGGAGAUAUUGCUUCGGAAAUAAAAAGUCAAGACAGUAAUGAGGGCGAGAUUUCAACACUAGAGAAAGAGAGUGAACCGCAUCCUAUGGAAAAUGUAGUUUUUGUUUGGAACAAUAUCAGUCACAAUGCAAAUAAGUACGACACUCCUCUAGACAUUAAUAUUAACGACGAUUCCACUCUUCCGGAAAUGACUAGAACAUACGACACAGAAACUGCAGAUGACAACGAAAGUAUGAAUUUAUCGCCUAGUCAAGCAAUGGGAAAGAAAGUUUUCAAAUGUCCACAUUGUCCAUUUUGGGCUUCGACGGCGUCGAGAUUCCACGUACAUAUUGUGGGACAUUUGAACAAAAAGCCAUUCGAAUGUUCCCUCUGCAAGUAUAAAUCUAACUGGCGCUGGGAUAUUACCAAGCAUAUUAAGUUAAAGUCAGCCCGAGAUCCAGAACAUAACGAAGCGAAAGUGCUCAUGACAGAUGAAACUGGCCGAAGAAAUUACAGUAAAUACAAUAAAUUCUUAGCAAUGUCUACGUUAAACGAGAACGGCGAAAAUACUUUCCACUACAUAGAUUUAAAUACAACAGCUGACGCGUCAAUGGAAAUUGAAGAGUCUUUAAACGAAGUAACAGAUAAUAUCAGCCAGGGAGUAGAGAUGCAACCACUUAAUUUACAAACUUAUGGCAAUGAUCAAAAUUACGAUAUGAUGGGCACCAACUUCGACAUGAAGAAACCCAAGAAGACAUUAUGGAAGUGCAAAAAAUGCAAUUAUAGAGAUUCGUCCAAAGAGGCUUUAUUGGAACAUGUACGUGAGCACGCCCGCGCAGAAGGAAACCAAGACGAUAUCAAAAUAGGAAAGAAGCCAGAAAACCUUCCGGAUCCAGCUGACCUGGCGUAUCGUUGUGGGCACUGUAAUCAACUGUCAAACUGGAAACAUGUAAUACAGAGACAUUGUCGCUUAAAACACGAAGGAGUCAUAAAAGUUAUAACAACAGUCAAGCCAAAACCAGACACGACUAUACCUCUGAACGAACUGAACGAAAUCUCCAGCGACGCCUGUAACAAAUGCCCCUUCAAGACUACUGAUAAAAAGUUAAUGUUCUCACAUAUCCAGCAGCAUCAGCCGUCACCUCUAUCAAUAUUCAAAUGUUUCUUCUGUCCCUACUUUGUUAAGGACGAACACGAAUUGAUACAACAUUUACUUUUACACGGAGUUUCUGAACCAGAAGAAUACAUUGCCAAAGCAAUGGGCCGCAAAUCUCCACCUUCGGAGCUAGGGGGCAUCGCUACGAGUAGUUUAUCAACAAAACGACACAAGUGCACAGAAUGCCCUUACGAAACCAACAGCAAGUCACAAUACAUGUAUCAUGAACAAUUUCAUCGACUUCCUGCAGAUACCCCAUACAAAUGUCCAGAGUGCAAUUAUAGCGUUUCUAAAAGACAUCUUCUCCAUCAACACUUAAGAGUGCACGGCAUACUGCCGAAAAAAAUUGAAUCGGAAGCUGAAUUAGAAGCAAAAUCAGAUAUUAAAAUAGAAUACUCGAUGAAUCUUGAUGAAAUUUCGUUUGUCUGGGUAUCGGCCAAAAAUGAAUUCCAUAAAAUGUACAAAUGUCGCUACUGUUCUUAUGUGAACUCACAAAAGUGUAAAAUACCGAACCACGAGAAAAUACACUGCAUUGUUUUUGAGAAUAGCGAUAUCACAAUUUAUAAGUGUUUAGAAUGCAAAUUUACCUGUGACAGCGCAAUAAGAUUAGCAGAGCAUUCCAAAACCCAUAGUGAAAUAUAUGGUCGUAUUUACUGUCCUGUGGAGCCUGACAUACCAGACGAAGAACAAAUAGCCAAACUGCGAAAAGUUAUUGAAUUAGAGAAAUCUGUUGCUUCUGAAGGUAUACCUAAAGAGGAGAAGAUAGUAAAUGAAAAUAACGAAACCAAAAUUUUAUACUUUUGUCAGAUGUGUCCAGCUCGAUUUUUUACUGAUGAAGAACUCAAAAUUCAUGAUAAGUUUCACGAUUCUUCAUUUCCAAAUAAAUGUAAACGGUGUGAAUUUUCCGUUCCGGAAGAAAACGAUUUAGCUGCCCAUGUCACUGUUCACAGCGACGAAUAUCACACUAAAACGAAAAUGCUGAAAUUCGUACAUAAUUCUCAUGGUGCUCAUAGGCAACCCAACUUAGAACUUUUCCAUUGUCCUACUACUUCUGAAAUAACAUGGGUGGUUUUGUGUCCUAAUAAAAAUUAUGAAUGUGAAUCUUCUAGUAAUAAGCGACCUCAUGAUACAAAACAGACACCAAAACAAUAUAAUUGUAAAGAGUGUCCAGCCAAAUUCUUUAAAAGUUCAGCGCUUAACUAUCAUUUGGGAUUGCACGGUGGAGAUGGUGAACAUAAAUGCAAAAAGUGUAGUUAUUCUGUGAAAAAUUUAGGCAAUCUGGCCAAACAUGAAUUGUUACAUGAGAACGAAGGAAAAACGACGACAUGCGACUACGAAUCGGGAGAAGACAUGGAUUACAAAAAUAUUCCAAUUUCCGGAACUGAUCUAUUUCAAAGAAAGACUGAAGCUCAAAAACGAGUACUUAACGAUAAAGAUAAGUUAGUAAAGCCAAACGAUCAUUUCCCGCCAGUAUUGCAAGCUGAUCCCCAAUUUGGGUAUUUAAUGCAUGGAAAUCCUGAAUUUAUUUAUCCAACUUAUUUAAAAAACGGUCGUCAGAAAGAGAAAAGAUACAAGUGCCACAAAUGUCCCUCGGCUUUUGAAAAGAGGGAACAGUAUAAAAUACAUCUAUCACUUCAUGGUUCUAAGCAAAGAUAUAAAUGUGAACUUUGUGAUUACUCUGUCAAGUAUUACGCCAAUUACGUUCAACAUAUGAGAAAGCAUCAAAUGAAUGAUGAAGCACAAGCUGAAAGAAAAAAGAUCAGUAACGGGUUUGUAGAAUCUGAAACUAAUGAAAACAAAGACGAAGAUAGUGACAACAUCAAAUUAGCAAUUAAAACAAUGCCUAGGGCAGUGCCAAAAAGCGAUUUCCAGCAGUUUUCAAUACGCGACCAACAAACGCUUCGUCUUUUGCAGCGAAGACGUUCUAUAAAUGGCAAGGAACAAAUUUCUCCAUCUGAAGCAUCACCCACAAAAGAUAGAAAAUUACAUAUAUGUUUAUUAUGCCCAUAUACUAAUCAACGACUGGACGCUUUGAAUAAUCACUAUAAAAGGCAUGAUGACGCUAAUAUUGUGAAUGCAGGACAUCAUAAAUGCUCCUAUUGUGACUUGGUCGUUGUACAAUCACAUUUCCUACGGGAGCACAUGAAAACUCAUUUCCAUUAUCAAAAGAAUUUGACGCCCGAAUGUUAUGUGGCUAACAAAGACGUCAGCUUCACUAUAGCGAAAGUAGACGACGAAGAAUCGUCUACGGAUCUCAAAUUAGAUUUGGAAUUUGCAAAUACUAAAAGCAAUGAAGAAAAGCUAUUUGUAAAGAUACAAACAGGUGAACUCAUGGUAGAAUAAGCAAUUAGAUAUAAGGAUUUUAGUAUCGUAGGAUAAAUUAAAUUAGGUAUCUAUUGAGAUAUAUUAACAGAUGAACAUAAUUAUUAUUUAGUGUAAGCCAAAUCAAAUGUGUUGAUAUUCACCAAAGUGUAGCUUGCCAUAUUAGAUUAUUAACAGUUUUGGCCAUUUCAGAUUAAUCUUAAUGAGUGCAUCUAAAUAGAAAUUAAGGUUUAUUUUAACAUUAACUCUUUAUUACAAUAAUCCGAUGGGAGUCAUGAUCGGUUUUUUAAGAGAUAUACUUUUAAAAUUAUAUAGAAACAUUCCCUUUAUAAAAGCUUUCCCAAAUGCUGAUAUGUGGUGUGAUAGAAUAUUUAUUCCAAACUAGUCUAAAUUUUUUUGGGAAAUAUGGCAAAUAUGUUACCAUACUAUUUUACUAUUUUAUACACCUAUAAAAGAUAACAUUAAAAACACUUUUUAUUCAAUGUAUAAUCAAAUUUAAAUAACUGUAAAAUUUUAAGUAACUGCUUAUUAUGAUUUUAAGUCCAUAAAGAUAAUAAACAGACAAUAAAAUUAUAUCAGAGACUCUGCAAUAUACUUUCAAAUUUUAUAUAAAACAAACUGCACACAAUAAUACAUAUUAUUAGUGUUAUGUUAUUCAAAAUACCACUUAUUAAAUUGUACCAUUAAUAAUUAUAUUGCUUUGCAUAAUUCAAAAUUAAAAUUUUAUGUACCUAACAGAUAAAAAAAAAAUAGUUUUAUUGUGAAUGUUAAAGAAACCAUUAUGUGCCAGUUAAUAAAUAUAUUACACUACUCUGUCCUAAAGGACACAUUCCUCUUGUUAUUAAAAUUGAAUUGAAAAUAUAAAUAUGCGAAUU